Molecule: messenger RNA, 348 nt
Organism: Quercus lobata
Lineage: Eukaryota; Viridiplantae; Streptophyta; Magnoliopsida; Fagales; Fagaceae
Exons: 1
Coding region: 1-348 (115 amino acids)
Molecular function (GO): nucleic acid binding; RNA-DNA hybrid ribonuclease activity
Source: RefSeq, a predicted model, not a curated record
AUGGACCAACCCCCUUUGAAUUGGUAUAAGCUUAACUUAGAUGAGUCAUCUCUUGGCAAUCCUAGUUUGGCAGGAGUUGGAGGUUUGAUUCGGAAUGACAAGGGAGAAUGGAUCAAAGGCUAUGAUAGAGCUAUUGGGCUUACCACUAGUGUUGCAGCGGAGCAGUGGGCUUUAGGGGACGGAAUCAAACUAUGCAUAUCUCUAAAAAUCCCUGCUGUGAUCACUGAUUUGGAUGUCCAGUUAGUUGUGGACCUCCUGGAAAAGAAUGAUGGCCACCCAAAUGGUAUUGGUGCCUUGGUUAGUGAUUGUAAGGCUGGCCUAAGGGAGAUUCCUAUGCUUCAAAUCUAG